Oppia nitens is the source of this 880-nucleotide messenger RNA. RefSeq lists its product as uncharacterized. The record is from RefSeq and is a predicted model, not a curated record. The transcript is spliced from 3 exons. NCBI's taxonomy places the organism in Eukaryota, Metazoa, Arthropoda, Arachnida, Sarcoptiformes, Oppiidae. The coding region runs from base 124 to 855 and encodes 243 amino acids.
UAGUUAUAAAAAAGAAAAUUAAAAAUUAUUAGUUAUUGAUUAGUUGUAUUAAAAAAAUUAAUUUUAUUAAAAAAAAUAUUAGUAUAUUAUACUACAGGUAUUAAUACUACUUAUAAUAAUAAUAUGAUUAACUAUUAUAGCUAUUUACUGGUGAUGUUGUUGUUGUCCGGCACUGGUAUGUGUGCCGUCCUAAUCAAUGAAGAUAUGGACAAUGAAAUCGACAAUUUGUUGGCCGAUAACGAUCGGGUGGCUCUACCCUAUCGACGAUAUCCCGAAUCAAUCGAGGUUUUAGAAAACGAAAUUUGCAAUGUCUUUUACGAGAAAGAGCUGAAAGCUGCCGAUUAUUUGUCCCAUAAAUUUCAUUAUAACCGACACUUGCGUGUAAUGGCCGCCAAUAUAUCGUUGACACGGAUGCGUAUUUGGGAUAACUGUUGCAAUAUUGAUAAAACGUACAUGGUCAAUUUGAUGAUAAAUGCUAACCUAUUAUUGGCCAAAACAAAAGAGUACGCAAAAUAUGCCUUUCAAGCCCUACAGAUGGCCAGUGGUGGUCACAAUUCGGGUAUUACAAUACCCGACGUUAUUUGUCAUUCCGAAAAGUUUUACGAAAAGUUUAGCAAUUCGUUCAACAAUACAGACUACAGACAAUUGUCGGUAAAAGUUAGCAAAGAAUUGGCCGACUCUUGGAUGCCAUACCUGAGGACAGCAUUGAAACUAAAUAACAAUAGAUUGACGACUAGUACUACCAGUGAUUGUAAACCAUUGAACAUAACCUAUGAUCCGACGAUAACCAAAGUCAGGGUUUCCAAACAAAUGGCAUUAUUUGAUACUUUGGACGCAUUAAUGAAAGUCAAAUAAUAAUUGUAAUAAUAAUAAUAAUAAU